This is a messenger RNA of Daphnia magna, 2779 nucleotides long. RefSeq names its product ABC transporter G family member 20. Gene Ontology annotation, molecular function: ATP hydrolysis activity; ABC-type transporter activity; ATP binding. The transcript is spliced from 12 exons. Gene Ontology annotation, cellular component: membrane. Bases 223 to 2556 code for a protein of 777 amino acids. The record is from RefSeq and is a predicted model, not a curated record. NCBI's taxonomy places the organism in Eukaryota, Metazoa, Arthropoda, Branchiopoda, Diplostraca, Daphniidae.
AAGGCAUUGAGAUGAUCGUUAAACAUUGGAGCUCUACCGAAUAAUCAUUCGGAAAAAGUUUUGUUACGCCAUCGGUCAUAAAAAAAGAGAUUCCCUUUUUAACAAUUUGUAUUUUUUAUUUAUUAUUAUUAUUUUUUAUUUCUUAUAUUUUGACUGGUGAAAAUUUAAGUUUAGUUUGUUGAGAAAUUUUGUCUCUGGGAUUUUUUACUGUCUUUCUAAAUUAUGACGAAAGACGUUGAAGGUCCGGCAGUGUUCGUCUCCUCUGAUCAAUUUGACAGUGAAAGAAAUAACGACACCUGUGCUGAUGGAGUGCUCGUCCGCAAGGCGAAUAAAAUUUAUGGCGUUGGAAAUAGCCGCUGCGCAAUCCUGGAGGAACUGAACAUGACCGUUAAAAAGGGAACCAUAUACGGAUUAUUAGGGGCCAGUGGCUGUGGCAAGACGACCCUUCUGAAUUGUCUUAUUGGCCGCCGCAAAUUAAAUAGCGGAAACAUACUCGUCUUCGGUUACGAGCCCAGCUCUGAGGAGAGCGGAAUACCUGGCCCGCGGGUUGGCUACAUGCCACAAGAAAUCGCUUUGUACGGCUACUUUACCAUUAAGGAGACGCUGCAUUACUUCGGUCGUAUCUACAAUUUAAAAGCAGAUUUCGUCAAUGCCCAACUGGAAUUUCUAACCAAGUUGUUGGACCUUCCACCGAGCGAUCGUUACGUAAAAACGCUGAGCGGUGGUCAGCAGCGACGAGUUUCCUUUGCUGUCGCCCUGUUUCAUGAACCUGAAUUGUUAAUUUUGGAAGAACCGACUGUUGGCGUUGAUCCCUUACUUAGACAAAGCAUAUGGGAUCACCUGGUCCGUCUGAGCGUCGAUCAUGGAAGAACCGUCAUCGUUACGACCCACUACAUCGAAGAAGCACGACAGGCUAACACGAUUGGAUUGAUGCGUUCAGGUCGUUUGCUAACGGAAGAUAGUCCAGAGAAUCUCCUACAGAAAUAUGCGCUUUUUUCAUUAGAAGACGUAUUUCUUCGCCUAUGCACGCAAGAUUUCAGUAAUUCGCAAGCUGAAACCGUUAGUAAUGCCGAAACUGUCGGUGAGAUAGCCUUCGCAGUCCAACAACUUUCAGCAGGUAUUGACAAUGAUGCCUUUGAGCGUAGCGCAAGUCAAUUGGAUGUCUCCGGAACACCUAUUCCCCCAAUUUGCGUUUCAAAAGUAGUGCUUAACCAAGGUUCAGGUAUCACUAACGUGAAGAGCGGAAAAAUAAAGAAAAUGGGAUUCAAAUUGUCUGUCAAAUGCGAUGAAUCAGAGCCCGUCAUCCAUCAAACUUGUAACACGCAAUCUACGACGAGAUUUUUCUCUCGUCACCGUCUUGGCGCACUGAUUCAAAAGAAUUUCUUGCACAUGUUUCGAAACGUUGGCUUAUUUUUGUUCGUCUUCCUUUUGCCGGCCAAUCAAGUGAUACUCUCUUGUUUAUCUCUGGGAGGGGAUCUGACGUCCCUCAAAUUGGCUAUCGUUAAUGACGAGCUGGAUCCGACCCAAGAUCGUGUCUGUAACUAUACAACAAGUUGUACUUAUUCCAUGUUUAGUUGCCGUUAUCUUCGGUUUAUAGACAACACGACAAUAAUCCAGGUGCCAUUUCGAAGUGUUGAGAAAGCUUUGGACGCGACCAAACGAGGAAAAGUUUGGGGCGUGGUUCAUUUCGGACAGGACUUUACCGAUGAGUUGAUGGUUCGGCGGGCGGAUGGUAUUUACGCUGAUAACGAAACGAUCCGGGCUAGCCGUGUCGCGAUUACUCUAGAUGAAUCAAAUAAGCAGGUUUCACUGACCAUUAAACGACAACUUAUUGAUGCGUUUGGCGAUUUCAGUAAGGACAUCUUGGCAGCUUGCUCGUAUCAGCCGAUGGCGCAAAGCGUUCCUGUCACGUUUCUGGAUCCGAUCUAUGGAGAAGGCAAACCACCGUUCACCGAUUAUAUGAUCCCUGGCCUUAUUCUGGCGAUUAUCUAUUUUCUUGCUCUUGCACUCACAACCGGUGUCUUCCUAACUGAGCGCAAAUCAGGACUUUUCGAUCGCAGCCUAGUAGCCGGUGUUCAGAUGACUGAAUACAUGGUGGCUCAUCUGGUUAACCAAUUAAUCGUUCUGGUUGGCCAGACAUUUUUCGUUUACCUAUUUGCGCUGAUUGUCUUCAACACUGCUUGUCACGGCAACUUUGCUCUUGUGGUUUUCCUCACCCUCCUCCAAGGAUUGUGUGGCAUGUCGUUUGGACUUCUAGUUUCGGUUUUGUGUGACGAAGAGACCAGUGCCAUCCAGAUCACGCUGGGCAGUAAUUACACGAACCUCCUCCUGGCGGGCAUGUUGUGGCCAAUGGAGGCUAUGCCCACUUACCUGCGUUACCUUUCUAAUCUGACACCGCAAACGUACGCCAUUCAGGCGCUGAGAAAUAUCUUGGGACGCGGUUGGGGCAUCGAGCGUCGCGAAGUCUACAUGGGCAUCGUCACCAGCCUCUGCUGGAUUUUUGGCCUACUGUGUUUAAGUCUUAUCGUUGUCCGCGUCCGCAAAUAUACCGGCUAAUUUUAAUAGGGUGAUGUCUGAUCUGACGCUUUACUAAUCGCGGAACGAGAGAUGCCUGAGUUUUAUUUGUGUGGCUAUGCUUUGGUUUUAAGAUGGGUUAGUCCACCAGUUUGCUUGAGCUUUCCUGCUUUUCGUUUUGUUUGUAAACGUUAAGGAUCUAUUCUACCAAAAUGUGGUUAAUUUUUUACAAUAUAAAAACCACUUGGUUGCGUGCAAGAUAAAA